AUGGAUGAUACUCUAUGUUCAAACUUUGAUGUUUUGAGGAUGCAUUUACCCGCUGAAUUAGGCGGAACCUCAAAUUUUGAAUUUAAAAAAAUUACAAAUUUCGAUAAUUAUUGCCCUAGUGAAAACUGCAAUACUGAUCUCGAAAAAAUUACAAUUGGAUUUUUAUGGUUACUUGAACAAUAUUUUACUAAAUACCCAAAUAAAGGUCAUAAUGUAAAUGAUAUUAAACCAUUUUUUCUAUAUAUUAUUUUAUGGUUAAGUCACAAAUUAAAUAAAAUCACAGACAAAAAUUUCACCAAAAUAAACGAUUUUUAUACUAAACAUGUAAAAAAUAGUGGUAAAUAUAGUAAUUUUAUAAGUGAUUCUGGUAGAUAUACAAAUUUUAAUGAAUUCAUAGAGAAACAAAAAGAUUUGCUGAAUAUUAAUAUUGAAGAUCUGUCUAAAUUUUAUGAUGCAUCCAAAUUAAUAUGUAGUAUGUAUGGUAAUGUUGCACAGAAUCAAACAGACGAUAAACUGUCAAAUAAUGCUACUAGUUUUGUUAACAAAUAUACAGAGCUAAACAAUAUAUAUAAUAAUGAAGGUGCCCCACAUAGUCAAAUAUUGUCUGCUUUAUCAACUGAUUAUAAUAAUUUAAAAAAGGAACGUGAUAAUAUUCCAUCCCUUCCAGAGAAAAAAACAACACAAGAUCAUGUGCAAAGUUCUAAAGAUAACUCUGAACAAAUUUCUGGACAAUUUUCUGAAGAUACGUCAUCAAGUUCGUCGAUAGGAAACAAAUUAUUUACAGUUUUAUCGAUAUUUGGUGCAAUAGCAUUUUUGUUGGGAAUUUCUUAUAAGUAUUCGUUAUUUGGACUUCGGAAACGAGCUCAAAAACAACAUUUAAGAGAAAAAAUAAAAAAUACAAAGAAGAGAAUGAAUCAUUAA
This is a messenger RNA of Plasmodium berghei ANKA, 921 nucleotides long. Its product is annotated as BIR protein. The record is from RefSeq and is a predicted model, not a curated record. Bases 1 to 921 code for a protein of 306 amino acids. NCBI's taxonomy places the organism in Eukaryota, Apicomplexa, Aconoidasida, Haemosporida, Plasmodiidae. The transcript is spliced from 3 exons.